This is a messenger RNA of Sebastes umbrosus (honeycomb rockfish), 2108 nucleotides long. It is a transcript of the gene il1fma, whose product is annotated as interleukin-1 family member A. Gene Ontology annotation, biological process: positive regulation of gene expression; cellular response to lipopolysaccharide; immune response. The transcript has 7 exons. Lineage: Eukaryota; Metazoa; Chordata; Actinopteri; Perciformes; Sebastidae. Gene Ontology annotation, molecular function: cytokine activity. The coding region runs from base 35 to 1222 and encodes 395 amino acids. The record is from RefSeq and is a predicted model, not a curated record.
UCAGUGCCCCUGAGUCCUACUUCCUCUUCUGUUCAUGCAAAGCAGAAGCACCAACACACUGACGGCUAUAAAGUGCCGCCAAAGCCUCCAGAGUCGGCUUCAGUCUCUGGCACUAUCGGCAGCGGACACUGGCAGCACCAUGGAUUUGGAGCGUCAGGAUUCUCUGGUGAAGGGAGGCGUGCUGAUCGUCCACCAGAUCCACGAGGGAAAGCACCAGUAUGAAGUGGGAAACGUGAUGAAGUACAAAAAAGCCAGUCAAAAAGUGUUCGUCAGGAGAGGAGACAAACUGAUCCAGAUAAAUGGCGUGGACCUGGAGGAUCUCACACCAGAGGAGCUGGCUCAAUCGUUAGCUAAAGAUAAUCUGAUACUGAAGGUGCACAACAAGGCCAGCAAGAUGGGGGCAUACGCUGAGCAGUCCUUCCCGGCUGAGGACACUUUACAGCCCUUCGACAAGGAAUCCACAACACUCCGUUUCAGCAUGGAGAUGAGGAGGGCGGAAGACUUGGAGAAUGAAGUGGAGCAGGUGGGAGGAGGAAAGGAGGAAGUUUGUCCAGCUGAAGAUAAAGAGAAUGGGGAGAGGAGGGAUCUGCUUGUUGUCUCCAUGAAGAAAACCAGCUUCUCUGUGGUGAGAGGGAGGGGCUGCGACAGCGGGAGCCACUGUCAUGGAUGUCCUGGGACAGGAUGUACCUUUAAUGACGUUGUCAUGGUGGCAGAAUCCAGCGAGGUGGUGCUUGUUCCAAGAGGCGGUGGAAGUUUCACACAGAUAACAUCAAGGAACACUCCAAUCGAACACGUGGCCACUAGCCUUUACAUCAGAGGUCUCUGUCAGCAGAGGAUACCCUACGCUUCACCCAACCCAGAGGAGAUGACCAUCUACUACUACAAGACAUCCGGUUCUUUCCCUUUCAAAGGACAGGCAGUGGUCCUAAACUUUAGCAAGACCAACUGCUUCCUCCAGUGCUGCAAGGAAGGGGAGAGGGUGUUCCUACAAGUGGAGACUUGCGACAAGAAGAGCCUGAAGAAGAUCUCCAAGACCGACGAGAGCACCCUCUCCUACGUCUUCUACAUGAAGACCCAGGGGUCGACUCCGCGCACGUUUGAGUCAGCGCUGCACGGCGGCUGGUUCAUCCAAAUAGACGACACCGCAAUCCACCGAGUGGGAGUGGCAAACCUGGAUGGAACAAUGGGAGACGAACCCUUCUUCUUCAUCAUUCAGGUGUGAUGAAGAGUCAGAGUCACAGUUCUCAGUCAAGUUGACCAUUUAAAAUUGUGGAUUUUUUUUGGGACUUGAUAUUAAACAAAAUAAAAACAUGAGAGGAGCUCUUCUCUUUGACCCACCUGCUCCAGUGACAGAAACCCACGUCACUCUGUCAAAUUCUGCUAUUGCAGAAGUGCGUAGAUAUGUAUCAUACAACUAUAUCUAUUUAAACAAAUGUUUUCUCUGUGUGUGUGUCUCAGUGUGUAAUCAGUUUUGUUGUUUAAAGAGACCUUUCAAGCUGAUUGUUUUUUUUUUUUUACAAGCAUUCAUAUUUUGUGUUCAUGAGAUGUAACUUUCAUUAAAAACAUAUAUGUUCGAAAUAAAGGCAAUUUGAUUAUAAACACUUUCUAAUAUACAUUAUUAAGAGAUAUUGUGAGAAAAAUUACAUCUAGUAUAAACUAUAAACACGAGUCCAAUGUAUUAACGUAAGCACAAACAUUAAUCGAGUUCUGAAUGACUGGUUGUUUAUAUUAUCACAUGCAUGUUUUAUGGACACACUGGUAUGUAAUUAAGUAAUUAGUAGCAGGUCUACAGUCAUGCUAGCGGCUAAAAUGCUAACAUCAGCAUGCUAACAUGCUCAGAAUGGAAAUGCUAACAUGCUGAUGUUUAGCAGGUAUAGCCUAAUGUUUACCAUGUUCACCAUCUUAGUUUAGUGUGGUGAUAUAAUGUUAUAUGUACUGUAUAUCGAUGAUAUUAACACUUCCCAGACUUACUGGAUAUUUUCUUAUAUUACAAUGUCAUCACGUAUAGAUGUAUUACUCUUCUAUUAGCAUAUUGUGAUCUUUGGUAUGUAUUGGUAAACUGUGUAUUUUGUGUAUUUUACAAUAAGUAAAAGUGUGAAAUCCCUAAA